Molecule: messenger RNA, 1094 nt
Organism: Fusarium odoratissimum NRRL 54006
Lineage: Eukaryota; Fungi; Ascomycota; Sordariomycetes; Hypocreales; Nectriaceae
Exons: 1
Coding region: 106-741 (211 amino acids)
Molecular function (GO): oxidoreductase activity, acting on the CH-OH group of donors, NAD or NADP as acceptor
Source: RefSeq, a predicted model, not a curated record
GGCUCACUCCAUGUCGACCUCACGAUUAAAUAUUGCGAAAUAAGAUGAUUCAUUGUAUCGUUUCACAAUACGAGGUUUACCAGUGAUCCAAAAACAAACAGCGCCAUGGCCGAGAUACCCACUCAACCUCCGUCUCGUUCACUAAAAGACAAAGUCGCCAUUGUCACAGGCGCCGGCUGCUUUGGUGAUGGUAUUGGCAAUGGCAGGGCGAUAUCAAUCAUGUUGGCCAACGAGGGCUGUAAUGUCAUAUGCCUUGAUAUGGAUUUAGAAUGGGCAACAAAGACGGCCGAUAUGGCCAACCAAAGCUCAGCUUCCAAAAAGGCGAUACCGGCACAAGGAAAUGUCACAGAUGCAGACGAUUGUGAGAAGGCUGUUGCCCUGGCAUUGGAAGAAUUCGGUCGCUUGGAUAUUCUUGUCAAUAAUGUCGGCAUAGCAGGCGCUUCGGGGACAGCCAUUGACGUGGAUAUGGCCAAGUGGACGAUGGGUCUCGAGGUCAAUGUGUCAAGCAUGGUUUUGAUGGCAAAGUAUGCUAUACCAGCAAUGGCCAAGAACGAUGGUGAGAUCAAAGGAUCUAUCGUCAAUAUGGGGAGUGUAGCCGGCUUGAAGGGCGGUACACCUCAUUUGCUCUAUCCAACCGCCAAAGGAGCAGUGGUCAAUAUGACCAGAGCGAUGGCCGCUCACCACGCCAAAGAUGGUAUCAGAGUGAACUGUGUCUGUCCUGGGGUAAGUGAUGAAGCUUGAGAACAAGAAGAAAUAGCUAAUAAUAUUUAGAUGCUUUAUACCCCGAUGAUGUAUGCUAAGGGCAUGUCAGAAGAGGCCAGGGAAGCGAGGAAGGCGAGGAGUCUACUUGGGACUGAAGGUACAGCGUGGGAUGCUGCUUGUGCUGUCGUGUUUCUGGCGAGUAACCAUGCAAGAUGGAUCACAGGAGCUAUUCUACCAGUUGAUGCUGGAACAACUGCUGCCGUUGGAACUAGCUUGCCUGCUGGCGCAAGCGUUAAUGGUUGAGAUAGAUUACCAAAUACCUACAUUUAGAAUCAACUCUAAAUCAAUGACGAGACUUUAGUCUUCCACUAGAAACCUAUUGCCUAAAUAGG